This is a messenger RNA of Dermacentor andersoni, 3623 nucleotides long. It is a transcript of the gene Pak3, whose product is annotated as p21 (RAC1) activated kinase 3. Gene Ontology annotation, biological process: protein phosphorylation. The record is from RefSeq and is a predicted model, not a curated record. Lineage: Eukaryota; Metazoa; Arthropoda; Arachnida; Ixodida; Ixodidae. Gene Ontology annotation, molecular function: protein serine/threonine kinase activity; ATP binding.
ACGUCAGCGUGGCCAGUAAGCCGAAGGCUGAGUCGACAUCGAAGGUUUUGGCCAGCGCUGGGUGUGUGCGUGUAUCACAACAAAUGCGGACUAAAUUUGUUAAAGUGGCCACCUGUUAAGUAAGUUGACCUCACGUUUAAUGCACGCGCCGACACUUAUCACGGGAACAGCGUAGUCGUGCAAAUGAAAGGAACAUAGUCGACUUCCUGUUUAAGCAGUGACAACUAGGGCUGGGUCGCUGUGGAUUGGCACAAUAGGCUGUGAAAUGUCAUCUCUGAUGGUCUGCUAGGUUUCUCGAUGUUUCAUGUAAACGCUGAAAAAGCCUUCGCCUUUCCUUUGCAGGUUGGCCUUGUUAGGUGGGCCUAAAUAGACCGAUUCUGUUCUGUGAACAAUACCCGCAAAUUGAAAAGGCCGUUCGUGCUGUGUUGUGAGAGCCGCCGUAUUUCGAGAGCCACCAUGAGCUGGUUCAGGCUGAAGCGAAAGGAGAACAAAAGGAGUGUCGACUCUGGAGUCAUCGAAGAAAUUGGCCAGCCGUUUCAAGUAUCUCACGUUGUUCACGUAGGCUACAACCCGGCAACGGGAGACGUCGAAGGACUGCCAGAACCAUGGCUAAAGCUCUUGCAACAUGCCAACAUAUCCGCCAAGGAGCAGAGCAAACACCCAACUGCUGUUCUACAAGCACUCAAGUAUUAUCAACAUUCCAUAAAAAACAAGAAUGGUGUGGCCAAAUUUCUGGCAACGAAGGAAACUGUGGAACAAGAAUCAAAAGAAAUUGCAGACACUCUUCCAGAAAUGAGUGACGAUGAAGGCUUGGAUGAACCACCCGAAGAAAAGGCCGUACCAUCAAAAACUCUGCCCAUAGAUGGGGAGCAGAAACCUGCACUUGCUCCACUCGCCUCUCCAGUAAUGCGAAAUAAACGAGACGAAGCACCCCGAGUUUCUGAAGAAGAGGUCAUGUUGCAGCUACAAAGCAUAGUGAAUCCAGAAAACCCGAGAGAACGGUAUUCACUAAUGAAUAAAGUGGGCUCAGGGGCAUCAGGCACAGUAUACACAGCAACAGACCGCCGAACACAGCGCAAAGUGGCUGUGAAGACAAUGGAACUGGCCCAACAGCCCAAGAAAGAGCUGAUCCUGACGGAGAUUGAGGUAAUGAGGCAGAACAGGCACCCUAACCUGGUCAACUUUCUGGAUGCCUACCUCGUUGAUGGAGACCUGUGGGUGAUCAUGGAGUACCUCGAAGGUGGCGCUCUGACAGACGUUGUGUCGGAGACAGUCAUGCGUGAAGAGCAGAUGGCUGCUGUCUGCCUUGAGGCAACACGGGCCAUUGCAUUCCUGCAUUCUCAGGGCAUCAUCCACAGGGACAUCAAAUCUGAUAAUGUGCUGCUUGGCAUGGAUGGUGCGGUGAAGGUGACCGACUUCGGUUUUUGUGCCCAAAUUCGUCCUGACGAGAAGCGGCACACCAUGGUGGGCACACCUUACUGGAUGGCACCGGAAGUGGUCACGCGAAAGCAGUAUGGACCAAAGGUUGACGUCUGGUCACUGGGCAUUAUGCUGAUAGAAAUGAUGGAUGGUGAGCCUCCCUACCUGAACGAGACUCCCCUGCGAGCCCUCUACCUCAUUGCAACCCACGGUAAGCCACACAUACGGGACCGUGAGCGGCGAUCCCCACAGCUCCUAGACUUCCUGGAUCGGUGCCUUGAGGUGGAUGUUGAGAAGCGUGCCAAUGCACAGGAGUUGCUGGAGCACCCGUUCUUGCAGAAGGCAGCCUCACUCUCAACCAUUGUGCCUUUAAUACGAGCCGCCAAGAAAGUGCUCAACAAGGCUUGAUUCUAAACAGGGCACUUUUGCCAUUGGACCUAUGGUCAAUGCAUUGGAACACCAACACCUCCAGACUGGUUAACAUGACAACCACAAUCCCAUGGAUGUCAUGGUCCCAGGCCAUUUUAUAAUUGCGAAGCACCAAUAUGUUUUAGUUAUGUAUCGUAAGAGUGUGAUGUGUUUAGUGUGUAUUCAUCCGUGAUUCCAACAUCCAGUGAGACAUGCAAGAUUUCCAAGAGAGGUCUGUGCUUCUCAUCUCAAACGUGCGGGACUUCCUUCUCUUCACGUGCCUUUUUUGAUCCUCAUUCAGCUAAGAUUUUACGGUUGUAACUGCAGUGUUAACCACUGCCAAGCCAAACAUUUGCUCAUUGAGAGAGGCUUGAUAACUUUGAUGUCAACAUUUCAUGCUUUUUUUUUAUCGUUGAUUUGUUUCAUUUAUUUGUGAAUGUUGAUUAAAGUUGUACUACUUAAUGCAAGCGGAGCUAUUGUUUUGAGUUUGACAGUGCUGAGGAGUGUGUGGCAGUUGAUGCAUUCUUGAAGUGCUUGCCAAUGCUGGUGAUGUCCUCUGUGCAAAGAUUAAUGUUAAAGCCCAUCUUUUUCCAGGGCUUUAUGGUGUGUUGAAGGUCUGCUGCCUCAGUGAGAAAGCUUUGAAACUUCUGUGUCUCUCUUCUGUUGUUGUUAAUCAAGGAUGAGCAGAAUUACUUAUUUGGUAGUGCUUGAUGUCCGCACAAGGCAUGUUUUUUUAUCUUUAAGAGAAAUUCCAAGCUCGGGAAUGUCUGCUGCCACUGAGUGCAUUCCUUUCAGCUGUAGUAGCAUCUUCUACAAUGCGUGUUCAGAUUUUCCAUGUGCCUAAUGACCAAAAAUGUGUAACUCUUUCUCUAGCCAUCACCCUUCCUAAGUAGCAGUGCUUGAGAGUAGGGCAAAUCUGUGCUAUAACCUCGCUGUGUAAGUUUUGUCUUAACACUUCAUCACGGUGCCUCCAAUUCUGCCAAGCUUUACAAGGUUACUGUGAUCGUUCAAGAGCUGAGUAUCAGCUGUGCGCUGUUAAUAAUAUUCAAUGUGUAUUCAUUUCAGAGCAUGCAACAGUUGGCAAUCAUUUCUCAGGCUCGCAUACAUCAGCCAGACACAUUGAAGCCUUUCUUGCACGCUAUUUGCUCAUUCUGCCAAUUAUGCUGCGUCUAUGUGAGAACGCUGUCACUCCUGAAGGAUAGUAGCAAUAAUGCUUGUUGUACUGAACUCUUGUAUGUUUACAUCUGUUUGUGCACAUUUGGAUUAGAAUGAAAUACCAGUUGUGUGCAGUGGGCAUGCAACCUGGUGCACAGUGCACUGUGUCUGCCCAUAUGAGGGAGCACUCUUUCAGCUUUGUCAGCUUACCUUGUCUUGCCAUAUGUAAGGUCAAGCUGGUGUCUGGCACUUUAUUUUGCCACUUUUAAUGCGGUCAGCUCAUUGAAGACUUACUGCAAGCAUUCAGUAUAAUGUUUUAGCUUAUGUUUGAUCAUUUGAAAAGGAAUUUGUCGUGGUGAACUCAUCUACCUUGACGGUGACAUAUCGCACAGUGGAGCAGUUUUUUUUUAUGUAUGUAUUUUUCAAUUCCUGUCUGUUGAUCAACUGUUGUUUCUUGGAGGCCAUCUUUGAAAGAAAAAAAGGUCACACUCUAGUCAAACUCGCUGGCGUGCAGUGAGCACUUGCGUAAUAUUCUUUGCCAUUUCUAUGCAAUUAUAAGUAUUUUGAUGAGAGAAAUAUUUUUUUGUAACAUCUGAUUGUGUAUUUUUGAUACCUUGUAAAAAAAUAAAAUUUUUCUUUUA